Alligator sinensis (Chinese alligator) is the source of this 5296-nucleotide messenger RNA. RefSeq names its product PDZ domain containing ring finger 3 (gene PDZRN3). Gene Ontology annotation, biological process: neuromuscular junction development; protein ubiquitination. Gene Ontology annotation, molecular function: ubiquitin protein ligase activity; protein binding. Gene Ontology annotation, cellular component: neuromuscular junction. The record is from RefSeq and is a predicted model, not a curated record. NCBI's taxonomy places the organism in Eukaryota, Metazoa, Chordata, Crocodylia, Alligatoridae. The transcript is spliced from 10 exons. The coding region runs from base 1920 to 4400 and encodes 826 amino acids.
UGAGAUCUCCCACAAUAAGGGAUUGUAGUGGAAACAGUCAGGUUUAAUUACAGCAACUGUCCUGAAAGCGGUAUAGUAAUUGCUUCUUGAUUGUUCUAAUUGACUUGCCUUCAUAAAGCUGUAUAGCAGAAAAGAGAGGUAAACUGCUUUUGUGACAAUGGCAUACUUGUCUUUCAAAUGCUGAACUUAUCAGACCUUAAAAGUGGUCUCACAGGACUGGAAGUUUUCUCACUGAAAUAGUAUCUGAGGUCUGGGUUUGAAGUUGUCCAGGAAAAGGGCUUUCACCUAGUAUUUCAUUCCUUCCUCCAAGCCUGAUUCUGAGUGGUGCAAAAACAGGUGAAAUCAGUGGCUCUGAGUACUCAAUAUGUUUGGGAAUCAGGUCUCAGUCUACUUAUUUUAUAGGAUCUGCAGGAAAGGAAAUUAUUACGUGUCACUAAGGAGCACUAUGAACUACUGACUUUCAUCUGGCGCAUGGUGGUGAAGCUCCAUUGAAGUCAGUGGAGUUCUGCCAGUUUACAUAAGCAGAGAACUUGGUCCCAUCACUUUUUUCCCCAUAAGAGUCAUUCAGUAAUGCUGGAGUGUUUUGACAUAUUUUACAAAAUUUAAUAGACAUUAAUAACAUAUGAUAGACAACUUCAAACUGACACGUAAAAAGAAAAAUGCACAAACUGAAAACAUCUGCAUCAAGUUACUAUGUAACUGUUGUAAUUUAUGUCAUUAAUUUCUUAUGAAAACCAGACAUGUAAGAUAACUUCCUCAAAUUCUUAUGUGUUCAUAACUUUUUCACCCUGUAGAUAAAACAAAGCAAGGACCGGCAGAUAGCAAUGUUCUUGUUCUCAUUGGAGCUCAUCUAUCUUUAGAAACACACAGUAUCACUCUGAAUAUCUGCAUGUUCUCAUUGCUGAAAUCAUUUAAGUUUGUCCUGUUUGUGUGACAGGGCUAGCUAGUAUCAACUGCCACUGGAUUGAGAGAGAAAUUAGGAGACUGAAAAGAUUCGAAGUUGUCAUUAGAAGACUGGGUAUUUAAUUUUGUUUUCAGUGUAAUUUGAAGAGGUAUCACGACGCUUCAACGUUCCUUUGAAAAGCAUAUUGGCACAUCAGCCAAGGACACUCCUGUGUUUGGGAAUGACCUUGGGUCACAGGAUAGGACAACAGAUCAUGUUUGCACAGAGUCUCCUUCAGGUCUAGGUCGUGCAUUAUUUAUUCUUCCUGCCCGCCUAAUCAGAGACCUGCUACUGUCUGGUUUUAUAUUUUAGGAGUUGGGAGAAUCCUCCUCAAUGAAAGAGGAUUUCUCUUGAAGUUUUAAGACUUUAUACAAUCUGAAUUCCUUAGAAUUGCAAUAAAAUUACUGUUUGUAAUACACACUCAGAAUAAUAAUUAGGAAUUUGGUGCUUCUGCACAAUUUGUAUCAACUCUGUUUAAUUUCCUCAGCUAAAUUCUCUUCGUUAGAAGUGCUGUUUCAUAACACAUCUCACUGGGUGCUGCCUCAUUGGGUGCUCAUUGGGUGCAGCCAACAGUGCUGUCUCAUUGGGUACUACCUCACUGGGUGCACCCAACAGUGCUGUCUCAUUGGGUGCUGCCUAAGACAACAUAAUGUACCUAGUAAGAAAAGGAGUCACCCUAAAAAUACAGUCCCAAUCGCAUCCAGGAAUGGGAGACAGCAAGAAUAAGACUGUAGGUGACCUGGACGAUUGUUGCAUGGCACCCCAAAUAUAACCCUGUCAGAUAGCUAGAAUUACAGCACGGCAUAUGGAAAUAUUUUGAUUCCCUUAGGUGCUUGCUGUAGACCCGAACCAAAAUUGUGCAUUAACCUUAAAGGCCAUAUUUUUCAAAGGAGUGCCUAUCAAGCGCAACAAGAGGGAAAACCCAAGACUUCCUGGACUAUGAAAGUCCGACCCGACACUGUCUCCUCUGGAAUUUAUGAACAGAGGUGAAGAAACUAAAGCACUGACCCUCGUCCUUCAUCGUGACUCUGGAUCUCUUGGAUUUAAUAUUAUUGGUGGCCGACCGUGUAUGGACAAUCAAGACGGCUCCUCCAGCGAAGGAAUUUUUGUAUCAAAAAUAGUCGACAGUGGGCCCGCUGCUAAAGAAGGAGGGCUGCAAAUUCACGACAGGAUUAUUGAGGUGAACGGAAAGGAUUUAUCCAAAGCAACGCACGAGCAGGCAGUGGAAGCCUUCAAAACGGCGAAGGAGCCCAUCGUGGUACAGGUCCUGAGGAGAACGCCACGCACCAAGAUCUUCAGCUCUUCUCAUGAGUCUCAGCUGGUCAACAUGGGCACUCAGACUGAUAUCACCUUUGAACACAUCAUGGCUCUCACCAAGAUGGGAUCCCCUACUCCACCAGUCUCGGUGUUAGAUCCAUACCUCUUACCAGAAGACCAUUCAUCAGUGCAUGAAUUCUACGACCCGAAUGACUACAUGGGAGGUAUUCAUCAAGAAAUGGACAGAGAGGAGUUGGAAUUAGAGGAGGUGGACUUGCAUCGAGUGAACAGCCAGGACAAGCUCGGCCUUACUGUCUGUUAUAGGACCGAUGACGAAGAUGACAUUGGUAUUUAUGUAAGCGAGAUCGAUCCCAACAGCAUUGCUGCAAAAGAUGGUCGUCUACGAGAGGGAGAUCGCAUUAUUCAAAUUAAUGGCAUAGAAGUACAGAACCGAGAGGAAGCUGUGGCACUCCUCACCAGUGAAGAAAGCAAGAAUGUCUCCUUACUUGUAGCAAGGCCAGAAAUUCAGCUGGAUGAAGGCUGGAUGGAUGAUGACAGAAAUGAUUUUCUGGAUGACUUGCACAUGGACAUGCUAGAGGAACAGCACCACCAAGCAAUGCAAUUUACUGCCAGCAUACUUCAGCAGAAGAAGCACGACGAAGAUGGAGGUACCACGGACACCGCAACAAUUUUAUCCAACCAGCACGAGAAGGACAGCGGUGUGGGACGUACGGAUGACAGCACUCGCAAUGAUGAGAGCUCAGAGCAAGAGAACAACGCCGACGAUCACAUGACUUCCUCUAACACUUUAGGGAGCCAGAAGAAGCUGCCGUACAGUCACGACACACUUGGAAGUGGCGAUAUGCCAUUCAGCAACGAAUCGUUUAUCUCGGCUGAUUGCACAGAUGCCGAUUUCCUUGGCAUCCCGGUAGACGAGUGCGAGAGGUUCCGGGAACUACUGGAACUCAAGUGUCAAGUCAAGUCUGGCAACCCCUACAGCCUCUAUUAUCACAACAGUGCUCUGGAUAUGAGCAAAAGCGACCAAGAGAGCGUCGACAGAGAGCUGGAGAUGCUGAACGAGGAGCUGCGGAACAUCGAGUUGGAGUGUCUGAACAUCGUGAGAGCUCAUAAAAUGCAACAGCUGAAAGAGCAAUACCGAGAGCCCUGGAUGCUCCAUAACAGCGGGUUCCGCAACUACAACACGAGCAUCGACCUGCGCAGACACGAGCUCUCCGACAUUACAGAGCUCCCGGAGAAAUCCGACAAGGAUAGCUCAAGUGCGUAUAACACAGGGGAAAGCUGCCGAAGUACACCGCUCACGCUAGAGAUUUCUCCUGACAAUUCACUGCGCAGAAUUGCAGAAGGAACCAAUUGCCAAAGCAGCGAGGGGGCAACUGCAUACAAUGCCGCCCAGAAGAAUUUGCUACCUAGCUCAGAAAGUCACGAAUCCAGCGCUGCUAAGUAUCACUCGUCUCCUAAAGAUCCUGACCUUGACAAGCAGCUGGAAAGCAAGGACAGAAAAAACAGCGAUGGAAGCAAAAGCCCAACUCACUCUCAAAAACCAGGUGGCUCCUACAUCUCCCCGUAUCAUCACUCUCCGUACAAGCAUGCUCAUAUCCCUGCCCAUGCACAGCACUAUCAGAGCUACAUGCAGCUGAUUCAACAGAAAUCAGCUGUGGAAUAUGCACAGAGCCAAAUGAGCCUGGUCAGCAUGUGCAAAGACUUGAAUUCGUCAAGCCAGAGCGAGCCCAGGAUGGAAUGGAAAGUCAAGGUCAGGAGCGAUGGGACCCGCUACAUUACGAAGAGGCCGGUCAGGGACAGACUGCUGAGAGAGCGUGCCAUCAAGAUUAAGGAAGAGCGCAGCGGUAUGACUACGGAUGACGAUGCGAUAAGUGAAAUGAAGAUGGGCCGUUACUGGAGCAAGGAGGAACGGAAGCAGCAUUUGGUGAAAGCGAAGGAGCAGAGGCGAAGGCGAGAGUUCAUGAUGCAGAGCAGGUUGGAUUGUUUAAAGGAACAGCAAGGUGCAGAAGAGAAGAAGGAAAUGAAUAUCAUUGAACUGAGCCACAAAAAAAUGAUGAAGAAAAGAAAUAAAAAGAUAUUUGACAACUGGAUGACAAUCCAAGAACUGUUAACCCAUGGCACAAAGUCACCCGACGGCACAAGAGUGUACAAUUCCUUCCUGUCAGUGACUACUGUAUAAUCUCCAUUGCUGAAUUAUGUACAUAAAACACUACCAUUGGGGUAGAAUUCACUGCCUCGUUCAAUGUGGCAAGUUUUUUGUAUAUAAGAUACAGUCAUCCACUUUAUAGUUCAAGUACUGAACUCUACAACUCUGGGCGCUGACACUCUGUUGGAGAGCGGAGAGAAAGCUCACCCGUCUUCUUCAAAGGCAAUAUUAACAGACCCUUUUGGAAUACUGAUUGUACUUUUUAUUUUAUUUUUUCUUGUUACCAUUUACAUGAAGUGUUUUAAUAUCAGCAAAUGUAUUACCCAUACUUACACAGGUAAUUUGCUUUUAACCUAUAUUCAUAUUAAAAAGUUACACAUGCUUUUCUUUGCCUAAACACAAAAGCAACUGCAAAUAUGUAAUUUUUUUUUUUUUUUGUGAAACCAUAUGUUGUGAUAUGACUUUGCUGUUGUGUCCUUUGGCGCACAGUGCUGUUUAUCAAUAUUUAGCUCAAGGUUUAAGCUCAAAACUAUUGAAUUCCUGAUAGAGUCAGUCUCCUGUAAUAUUUAACAUUUAUCAAAACAGCAGUCUUUUAGAGUUAGGAUCAGCAUUUAAACAUUUUUCUUUGUGAGGUUUCUAAAGGAAGUAUAUUGGUUUCAUCUGAAAGGCCUGAAGCAAAGUACAGUAUACCGCAGCUUUAAAGGAUUUUAAAGCAUGUUUGCAAAUGUUGCAACCUGUUGAAAGAAUGUGCAUGUACAGCCGAUUUGUUUAUAUAAGACAGUUUGUGUAAUUUGAAAAGCCCAUGGUAGUACCUGUUUGCUUUGUAGAUUUGAAUGUACUGAAUUAUAAAAUCAUGAUUAGUUACACAAAAUCAUGAUUAGUUACAAACAUUAACAAGUAAAUUGAAGUAAAAUAAAUUAUUGUUUUAU